AACCAGUUCUUUUAUGCAUUUGUUACAUAUCAAAUUAUCAACAUAAAAGACCAUUGGUACAAAUAAAGCUGUACAACUACAAUAGGAGAUCCUAAUCUCAUCAAUGGCUAGAGUAUUAUGUGCUUCUGUUUUCAUCCUUCUGCUUUCCAUUCUUUCAGUUGGAUUUCUAAGAAUGGGUCAAGCACAGAAAACUUGGUGUGUGGCAAAACCAUCAUCUAGCGAGGCGACUCUAUUAGAGAAUAUUAACUAUGCUUGCUCAAAAGUGGACUGUAGUAUCUUGCAAAGAGGCGGGUCUUGUUAUGCGCCGGAUAAUGUGGUCAAUCAUGCAUCCAUAGCCAUGAACUUAUACUAUCAGUCCCAAGGAAGAAACAGUUGGAACUGUCAGUUUAAGAACUCCGGUCUCGUUACAAUGAGUGACCCAAGUUAUGGAGGCUGCACGUAUAGCUGAAAGACGCCAAAGAUGUUAUUACAAUAGAUGAAUAUUUCUAUUUAAUUUCAAAUAUAGUUGCUAAUUAACUAAGAAUACGAUGGGUUGAAAUCAAAAUUGUAAGCUUUAUGAAUACUUCUAUUUAAUUUCAGAUAUAGUUGCUAAUUAACUUUUGGUUUUAUUGUUAAGCUGUUUGCCCUGUUCAAUCGCAAGCUUCAGAAUUCAGAA
This is a messenger RNA of Erigeron canadensis, 655 nucleotides long. RefSeq names its product glucan endo-1,3-beta-D-glucosidase-like. The transcript is spliced from 5 exons. The record is from RefSeq and is a predicted model, not a curated record. Bases 104 to 448 code for a protein of 114 amino acids. NCBI's taxonomy places the organism in Eukaryota, Viridiplantae, Streptophyta, Magnoliopsida, Asterales, Asteraceae.